Molecule: messenger RNA, 1948 nt
Organism: Botrytis cinerea B05.10
Lineage: Eukaryota; Fungi; Ascomycota; Leotiomycetes; Helotiales; Sclerotiniaceae
Exons: 1
Coding region: 1-1425 (474 amino acids)
Source: RefSeq, a predicted model, not a curated record
AUGAAAGCUAUCUCCCAAAUACCUGGGCUCCUUCGUUGUUCCACCGAGAUUCAUUGCAUGAUCUUUGAGUCUCUGUCUGCCGAGGAUUUCUACGGUUUAUUCUGGGCAUGCAAGUUUUUGAAUGAGUUUACGGAGCCGUACCUGUACUCUGAGAUUCAAUUGAAUUGGAGAAAACAUUCGAGACCGCCCCGAAUCCUCUCGCUCGUCAAAAGCAUACUUUCGAAACCCUACCUAGCUAAUGAAGUAAAAGGUCUCACGCUCGGCAAACAUGGUGGUGAAUCCAUGCGUAGUGUUGCCACAAUUCGUGAUGUCAGACCCAAGGUGGACGAAGUUGACCUCGAACAGUUGAUUGAAGUUAUCAAGACAUUCAAGAACAUUGAUUAUGGAGAUUUUUGGAUCCGUCAAUUGCGCAACGGAAAUCUGGACGCUUUCGUCGCAGUCUUGUUGUGCAAACUCCCGAACCUGAUAUACUUUCGAUUGGAUCCGAAUUUUUUGCAUGACAGUCGAGUCGUUGGCUUGGUCCUCACAUCGACUCUAGAUCGAGAUACCAACUGUGGAUUUGCCUUUUUUCAACGACUUCAGUAUGUUUCCUUCAAUGAGACCUCCUUAGGUCGUUUUAGAUACAAAGAUUCGGACCCAUACGACAUCCUUAUGUUAUUCUAUUUUCCAAACAUUCUUUGUCUAUCGGCUACGCUAUAUAUUCCCAUAGAUUUCGGUUGGGAACCAGCUUCACCACCGGUAAUAUCAACCCUUACGUCACUAGAUCUUGACAUGGUAAGUACAUUCGUUCUACGUCGGAUCCUUAGUUUUACGACUAGACUCAAGAUUCUGCGCUGGAGAUGGCAUCGUUUUGACGAUUGUGGAACUACGGUAGAAUACGACGAAAUCAUGAGUGCAUUGUCGUCCGUUCAAAAUACCUUGACUAUGCUCACUAUCUCAGCAGAGAAUGAGGUCGUUGAUGAGAACUCUUCUCCAAUCACAGUCAGAGGAUCAUUAGAUGGACUCGUCAGUUUCGCAUUCUUGAAAAGACUUGAGAUUAACUUGGAAUUUCUAGCCGGUUCUUUCUCAAAUUAUCGACUUAGUUAUAUUCCUAGAUUUGGCCGGAUUUUACGAUUUGAACGGAUUGUACCUAGGAAUAUUGAGGUUCUCACACUCACGGAUGGUAAAGAGUUAGAAUGGCGAAACCAUAUUAACUAUAUCAUGGUAGUCAGUGCAGUUCUAUCUUGGUUGAAAAUUUGGAAAACAUUAACACCUCACCUUCGAAGCAUCCGUUUUCUACUGGCUUACGACUAUCAGGAAUCUGACUCUACUCCCAUCCGGGAUCCAUACAAACUUGAUCGCACUAUGCGGCAGUUUCUAGAUAAAUUAAGCGCACGAGCGGGGGUUGAAAUUGAAGUACGACGGAUAUUUAGAACAGAUCUUUGAUCCGUGUUCGUUUAAAACUACAGGAAAAGAUUACCCAAAUCUGGGUAAUCGGAGCAAAAGAUAUUGCUGAAAUCGGGGAGAGUGUUGGAAAAUCGACUCGGCUCAUCGUCUCUACGCAGGGAUCAAACAUGCCGUACUAUCCGUGGUGGGUCGUCUGAGAAUACAACUCGUCAAAACAGUCUAGAUAUACUUUAUGACUUUUACACGUACAAACAUAGAAAUCCGGUAUCACAUCACUGCAUAUCAUUCCGAUUGACCCUCUAAAGAUAAUGGAUUUUCGAUAAAGAAGAUCUUAUCGUCCACCUGGUUGAACAUGCGGGGUCAUGCUCGAUAUGCAGAAAACUCGAGUUCUGAUUGGUUGAGGUCAGGUACAACUUUUGUACGAUACUGCACGGCAGUUGGAUGUUUUCUUAUUGUCAGGGGUAUGAAAUGGGAAUACCUGCCUAUAGUGGUUUUGCAUAGCGGGACUUUGCAGUUUUCUUGUUGGAAAUGUGAAACUAACCGUUAUCACUUGUUAUCUUGC